This is a messenger RNA of Geosmithia morbida, 1644 nucleotides long. RefSeq names its product Ran1-like protein kinase. The coding region runs from base 1 to 1644 and encodes 547 amino acids. The transcript has 2 exons. Gene Ontology annotation, molecular function: protein serine/threonine kinase activity; ATP binding. Gene Ontology annotation, biological process: intracellular signal transduction; protein phosphorylation. The record is from RefSeq and is a predicted model, not a curated record. Lineage: Eukaryota; Fungi; Ascomycota; Sordariomycetes; Hypocreales; Bionectriaceae.
AUGCAGCACCAUGGCCCCCAGUUCGUUGGUUAUCCUACGCCGCCGGCCUCUCCGGCGUACGACAGCCACGUCGCUGCCAAGAACCACCAGUACGCUCAGCAGCACGCCAGGCAGUUUGUGAAUCCCGCCACGCCCCGUUGUGUUCCCUCUGCUCCCGCGGACAGGUUAGGACUCCUGCUGGAGGGAAAGCUCCAGCUUACGGACAUCCUGGGUACCGGCGCCUACGGAGUCGUCUACCUGGCCACCGACGUCAACACCGGUAUCCGCUAUGCCGUCAAGUGUCUGAGCAAGUACAACGCCGACGGAACCCCGCUGGAGCGCCGACAGGUCCUGUACCAGCAACGUGAGAUCCGUCUGCACUUCCUCGCCUCGGCCCACCCCAACGUCGUCUCCAUGUACAAGAUUGUCGAUGACGUCGAGUGCACCUACGUUGUCCUGGAGUUCUGCCCCGAGGGAGACCUGUUUCUCAACAUCACCGAGCGCGGUCACUACGUCGGCAACGACGACCUGGCCCGGGAUGCCUUUCUCCAGAUCCUCGACGCUGUCGAGCACUGCCAUAGGCUGGGAAUCUACCACCGGGACCUCAAGCCUGAGAACAUUCUCGUAACCGACAAUGGCGAGACUGUCAAGCUGGCCGACUUUGGACUGGCCACUUCGGAUGACCGUUCGGAGGACUAUGGAUGCGGCUCUACGUUUUACAUGAGCCCCGAGUGCCUCGAUGCUUCUGCCAGGAAGCCCUUUUACAUGUGUGCCCCAAACGAUGUGUGGAGCCUGGGAGUCAUUCUGGUCAACCUCACCUGUGGACGCAAUCCGUGGAAGCAGGCUUCGUUCCAGGACUCGACCUACCGCGCCUUUGCCCGCGCCCCCGGCUUCCUCAAGUCUAUCCUCCCGGUGACGGAUGAGCUGAACCACAUACUGGGCCGCAUCUUUAACUCAUCCCCCGAGAACCGCAUCACCCUCCCUGAGCUCAGGAAUCUCAUAAAGGCCUGCCCUAACCUCACCGUCCCUCCCAAGGCUGUCGUCCCCAUGGUGCCGGCCUCCCUCCCCACCCCCCCCGACUCCCCCGACCACUUCUCCCAAUCGCCAUACGUUGUCCCCUCUUCCUCUUCUGCCUCCGAGUCUGCCAUCAUCGAUGACGAUGACUACCUCUCUCCCGAGUCCGACUCGGAUGAUGAGUCUCUCACCUCGAGUGGUUCUACCAUCUCGGAUAUCGACGACGACUUUAUCCAGGAACAGCAGCAGCAGCAGCAGCGCCAGCGCCAGCGCCAGCAGAACGCCGCUGCCGUCCUUGCCACCGUCGCCCACCACGAUGUCUCGUCGUCGUUCAGCUACAUACCCCCGACGUACGAGGCCGAGAGCGCCAUACACAUGGACGCUGUCUUCCCCGGUCAAGAGUUUAUUCCUCAGCAGCAGCAGCAUCAGUACACCGGUCCUGUCGCCGCCCCUGCGUCGCAUCUGGUGCAGCAGCAGCCCGUUCCGGUGCAGUGCCCUCCGGCCUCCCAACCCCAGCAGCAGCAGCAGACGUGUCAAUCCAAGUGGCCGUUCAUGGACUUUAUGCGCUACGUUCAGCAGGUUCCCAUGCGUCAGCCUCACCUGGCUGCCUUUCCUCAACAAAGUCCUAUGCCGUUGAUGGGAUACUUCUAA